AUGCACCUACGGGACGUGUUGCCAGAAUUUGUCUACCCGGAAUGGGUGAAAAUAACGCUCGUCUGUCGAUCGUGGAGAAACACAGUAAUCAGCUGCCCAAACCUCUGGACAUACAUUCCGGAGUAUUCAGACUCCACCCCUCGAUGGAUUGCAACCCACUUCGAACGAGCUGGGCCAUCUGUACCCUUGCACAUACAUUGGGAUGGCCGUGGUCGCCAGGAAGAACAUACGUCCCCUCUCAUUGGAUUCAUCCCUACAAACUUGCAUCGAAUCCAGACACUUAAGCUGACCGACAUAGGGGGUGAUCCAGGCGAUCCAAGGCUUCGAACCCUCUCCUCCGGCCACGCACCUCUCCUCCAGUCCCUUUCGAUUUCCUGUUACGGAUUGCCUGUCCUCCCAGACGAAAUUCUCAGUGGAGGUACCCCCAAACUGCAGAAAUUAGUUCUACGCUCUUGCCUCGUGAAACCCACAGCCUCCCUUCUCCGAAAUAUCACCCUCUUCGAGCUACAAUGCUUUCCGGACGACAACGAGAAUGGCCCCCGCAUUCAAGACAUCCUCAAGCAGAUGCCACAACUGACUCAUCUCAGGCUUCAACUCACCGGGGGCGCCAAACUCCUUGAGUCGCAGUCAGCGCAACUUGAAGACGCGGUACCCGUCCCCUCAGUCACCAAUGUGACUUGCGAAGCGGAUUUCGAAACAUGCAGAGCACUUUUUGAAGCCGUAGCCUUCCCUCCCUCAGCCAUGGUACUCGUCUACUGCUUCCUUAGGUCAGAACAAUCCCCACAUCUGCUGAGCGCGAGUGGGUUUCGUCCUCAGUGGAUCCUUCCACACCAGGAUCCCGACAAGCCGCAAACCCUGAUUUUCAGGUCAUCAUCAUACCGGACAAUGCUCGUGCUCUGGUGUGACUUUACACGACUUCGAACCGGCGCACCUACCGUCGAUGAAGAACCUGUUGGUGGUGUCUUCAUCAUAUUUAAAAUCGGCCACUGGCGAAUGAAGCUCCACGAGGCCUCCCGAAUUCUCCGUGCACAAAGCCUAGGGAGUAUACGCUGCAUGGAGUUUGUGUGGACGUGGAACGAAACUGAAGCGACGUGCGCCUAUCUAAUCGACCUACCAGCACUGCUCCUCCCGGACCCUCCCUACACUCAAGACGAUGAGAUUGUGGAAAAUGGAGUUUUCGCGAAGAGAAGAUGA
This is a messenger RNA of Coprinopsis cinerea okayama7#130, 1194 nucleotides long. RefSeq lists its product as hypothetical. The transcript is spliced from 2 exons. Lineage: Eukaryota; Fungi; Basidiomycota; Agaricomycetes; Agaricales; Psathyrellaceae. The record is from RefSeq and is a predicted model, not a curated record. Bases 1 to 1194 code for a protein of 397 amino acids.